UGGCAGUGAGAGGCAGUGGGCAGUUCUGCUGGGCUAUGGUGGCCGGAUCCCCGGCUAGGAUGGGCUCUCUCUGGGGCCUGCUGCUGCCCCUUUUCUUCUUCUGCUGGGAGGCCGGGGCCCCCAGGAGCUCUGCAGGCCCCAGCACCAGUGGACCAGGCCCUUUGGUGACAACGAGCCACACAGAAGUGCCUGCUGUGACUCCAGGAGUCAGAACAAGCUCAGAGGGAGCCUUCCAGACCACUGACCUUGCUGAGACCUCUGUGCCAAGCCACAUCCCUCUGGAAAGUCAUCAAACCCUGAGCACCCAGACCUCUCACAGUACCUUAAUCCCAGGCAGCACCAUUUCAGAAGCAGAGACCACAGAAACCAGGACCAUUAGUCUUGCAGCAGAGACCAGGGCCCUCACAAAAAGAACACCUUCCAAAUUCAUGGUCGUGAUGACCCCUCCUAUGGAGACAACAGCCACAAGCGACAACCCCACGAGAACUGGAAUGACCACAGUGCAGAUUGUUACAGGCAGUGAUCUCUUGGAAGCGGCCUUUGACACCCUUUGUACUGAUGACAGCUCUGAAGAGGCAAAGAGGAUCAGAACUAGUGCCUUGACAUUGGCUCAGAUCCUCACAGAAGCCAAGGCCCUUACGUUGGAGAGCAGCACCUCCUCUGACAGCUCAGUUCCAGCCAUCACCACCUCACAAGUCCUGGCACCUCAUGUCACUGCUCCGGCAAAAGCCUUGGUUGCCUCCACCAUCUCUGACAUUGAGGUUACCAAUGGCAGCGUUAUGGAAACGGAAACAACUGCCAGCAUCCCUAAGACCUCAGACACAGCUUACAGCCCCGCAGGAGGAAAGGCCCUGUCCACUCCUGAGGUGUCAGCUUUGCCCGACCCCACGGAAGCGAAAUCACACCUCACCGAGACCACGACCUCGGCGGAGGCCUCGUCUACCGCCAGCACCGCAGAAUCGGCCACACAUGAGACCACAGUUGAGACCCCACUCCCUGCUACUAGCACCACAGAAAGAGAAACAACAGCAGCUGAGGCCACCACCCCUAGUGGAACUUGGGCGACUGUCAGCGUGAACCCUGUGGAAGAAGUCUCAGCCCUCUCUGCUGAGACGACAAGCCACACUGAGGUCCCAGGAGCAUUUACAGUCUCCACAGAGGCUGGGUCGACAGUGGGCAAAGGGACUUCCCUUGCAACGGUCUACAGCCUCUCCGAAGGAAUUACCAUCAAGAGCUCCACCCGCUCAGAGACUUCCACCACAGACAGCAGGACCAACGGGCCCAUCCCCGACUGCACGAGGCCUCUUCCUUCUGUCCAUCCGACUACAGCCGACAGCAGCCAAGAAGAAAACACCACCUUAGCCAAGACCACAGCCUCAGCGAAGACCUUGAAGACAGCCAGCACAACCAGAGGGCAGCCCCCAAAAGCCGUGCCCACUACUGCUCAGACAAGGGGGACCACAGAAGUUCCUGCAAGUGGGGUUGGAGGCUUCCUCCUCCUGCGGCUAAGCGUGGCCUCCCCAGAAGACCUCACUGAGCCCAGAGUGGCAGAGAGGCUGAUGCAGCAGCUCCUCCAUGAACUGCACAUCCACAUGCCACGCAGCCAAGUCUCCCUGCUGCGCAUCAGGAGGGGCUGAAGAAGACCAGCUGCAGCCAGACGUGCCCACGUGCCAAAGGGGGGACCUAGGGCCUAGGCCCCACCGCAGGCUGGAGCCACGUUACUGUGCCGAGAUGCACCUGGAAGGUUCCCACAGAGGUCAACUGACCUAAGCUCUUACCCCAGACCUGGCAGCCGGACCCUGGCUCACAUAGGCCUGAGUGCAUGUGGGUGGGGAGGGGGCCUUCCCAGUUCCAGAGGUGUCCUUGGACUUCCCACAGCACACGUGUUGUGUUUAAGUAAAGAGUGACCUGAUCACCUACCUGUCACUUGCUGCAUGCUUCCAUCCGACGUUAAAAUCACAUUCAGUGUGGCCUGGAGGUUAUCUAUUUCACCUGUACAUUUCUUGACAUUUUAUGACACAAGGAUUUUGUGCAUCCUCACUGCUACCUCCCUCCUUCGUGCUCCCUGGCUCUUGGUUUGCACCUUGAUGACAGCGCUGACUGAGGCUGGCCUGGAGCUUGCUGAACCGUGAGCUCCUUCAGAUCAGGGACCCUAUUUGUAUCUCGGUGUCCCUUGAAUGUAGGAGGGUGCCUGGCCUGUAGUAAGAUCACAGAGAAUGUUUGCUGAAUUGACUUGCGUUUCAAAUUCUGGAUGCAAGCAGAUUUAAAAGAAGGUCUGUAAUACUCAAUUAUUCCUCCCCCAUAGCUCAAACUCAUGUUAUUAUUUUUUUUAAAUUAAAAGUGGCAUAUUUUUUUCUAUUGUAAAAGUAAAACUUGCCCGAGAUUUUAAAAUUCUGAAAAAUUCAAAAGGACCAAGAAAAAAAAAAAGAAAUAGGAAGAGGAGGGGAAGAGAAAGAAAAAAAAUUUCUGAUAUCCCACCUCUGAAAUACAGCCAUUGUUAAUGUAUAUAUUCAACCUCUCCACUUGGUCUAAGAGAUACCCCAUAUUCAACAUUUCCAAAAUCAAAGCUCUAAUCUUUUCCCCUAAACCUGCUCUGCCUGCAUCUUCCUCAUCUCAGUUAAUGCCAGUUGCAUCCUUCAGUUGCUCAAGCCAAAAUCCUUGGAACCCUCUCUGUUUCUCUGUUUCUUUUACAUUUUACAUCCAGUUCAUCAGGAAACUCUGUCGGCUCUACUGUAGUCAAAAUAUGCCCAGAAUCCGACCCCUCCUCACCAUCUCCACUGCUCUCACCUGGUCCAGGCUGCCAUCGUCUCUCACCUGGAGUACUAAUAUCCUCCUAACAGUCUCCCUGUUUCUAACUUUGCCCUCCAGCCCUAGUCUAGUCCCAGCACAUCAGCCAGAGCUGUCUUUUUAUAAGGUCACACAGACCAUGCCACUCCUUUGCUCCAAACUCUCCCCUUUCAUUCAGAGAAAAAGCAAAGUUCCUACAACGGCCUGCAAAGCUGUACACGAUCCGCAGCCCUCCACCAGCCUCUUGAACUUGCUCCCUGCCCUCCAGCCACGCUGACUUCCUUGCCAUUCCUUGGAUGCAUGCUCCCGCCUCGGGACCUCUGCAUGCGUUGCUCAGUCUAGAAUGCUUCUCCUCCAGGUAGCCACUUGGCUAACUCCACAUCCUUCACCUUCUCAGGGGGUCUACCUGACCACCUCCUCUGCUUUGACUUUCUUCAUAACACUGAUCACAGCCUAACGGAACACAUAUUUUUUGCAUUUGUCUUGUUUAUUAUCUGUCUCCCUCAACUAGCAUGAGUUUGCUCACUGCAGUCUCCCUAGCGUCUGGGACAGUGCCUCGCACAUAUAAGGUGCUCAGUAAAUACUGGUUAAAUGAAGGAAGGAAAUAACAAGACAAGAUGGAUAUUGCUCUGAAGGAGGGGAGAAUGGCCCCCUUCCUCUUGCAGAGUAGGGCAGAAUGAGUUCCAUCAAGUAGGUUGGGCAAAAACAGUUCAAACCUUCAUCCCAGCAUGUUUGUUGAGCGCCUACAAUGGAAGAGAAGCUAUGCGGUGUGCCGUGGGGGACUCAAAGAUGUCUCUUCUCAAGGGGAUUACAGUUAGUAGGGGAGGUUAGACAGGUACAGAAAUAACCUGAAAGAACUUAUUUACACCAUAUACUGCAAACCAGAAUGUCCUCAACAUACAAAGAAAGAAAAGGGCAAAAAUACCAGUAGAAAAGGGAACAAAUGGCAAGAACAGAUGAUUUACAAAAGAAGGAAUAUAAAUGCCUCUUUUCCACAAAAAAGAAAUGUUGACUUCACUAGCAAAAAACGGUACAAUGUGGUAUCGCCUAUAGUGUGUCAAUAGGUAAAGAUUUAUAAAAAUUAUAAUAUCUAUAUUGCUGUGGGUGUGGGGAAAAGCACUCAAACACUGCUAGUGUGAAUGAAAUUGGUACAACCUUCUGGAGGACAAUCUGAUUAUUUAUCUAAAGCCUUAAACAUGUGCAUUCCUUUAAGCCAGCAAUUUCAUUCCUAAGAGUUUAUCUUAAGGAAAUAAUCAAGAAUCUGUGCAAAGAUCAACAAAUAAAUAUGUUCCUUACAGAACUAUUUAUAAUAACCAGUAAAAGAAAAAGACAAAACAAAACACAAAAAAGAUAUCCUAAGGGAGCCAUUUGGUUAAUAAUAAUGCUAUUUUAUACAAUCUUUAGAAGCGUCAUUGGGAAGUAUAUUUAUUAACAUGGAAAGAAGUUCGUGAAAUAUUAUUCUGUUCUCUUUUAUUUUCCUAAGAUGGAACCUUCUUUUCUUUUCUUUCUCCAAACUACUCUUCACGCUGUCUCCAGAGCUUUCCUCUCCAAAAUCACAGCUGGUCCUGUGCCUACCUACAGGAUGAAACCUCCAGCUUUGUGAAUGAGGGUCUUUGUGAUACGGCCUUGGCCAAUUUUAUCAGCUCUGUGUCCUAUGGCCCCAUUUCCUGUGUCGUAUGUUCCUUCCACAGGGAACUUCUCACUACUUCCCAGUCACACUUGCUUUGAUCCAGAGUGUUUGCACAUCACAAUUCCCAGCCCUGGAAUGUUCUCCCUCCUUCUGGUCCCUUUGUCUGGAAAACUCCUAUUCAUGCUUAAAAGCCUACUUCAUUUAGCACCUCCUCAUGGUGGUUUUCCUCAAAUUCCCUAAAGAGGAGCUAGUUUCUUAGUCUCUUUAUGUUUCUGUUAUAUCACUUAACAUGCUCUAUCAUGAUUUAUUUAUUUACAAGUUUGUUAAGUCAUAUGUGCUUUAGAACAAGCACCAUGCAGUAUUCACCUCUGUUGCCAUAGAACCUAGCACAGCCCUACACAUGGAGGGCACUCAAAUGUUUGCUGAAUGAUCAAGAGGAUGGCCACAUGAGCAGAUGACCGUGAAAUAUGGGCACCGGGCUCUGAAAGUUAGGAAAAUAACAUUCACUCUUGAAGUCAAAUGAAGUUAAAAUUUAAUGAUAUAAUUAUUAUUAAGCUGCACUAUAAUUAAGCAUGAAUGGAGAGCAGUUUGCAUAAAUGACUAUAACACCACUGUUAUAUAAAUCAAAUUCUCAAAUAGUUUUUCUUUUCUUGCUUUGCCCUUAUUCAAAUCGGUGAUACCUAGAAAAGUAGAUAAUUUAAUCUUAAUUACGUACAUACAAGGACAUACAAUGCUGAUUACUAUUAUUAAAAAAGAAACAAAUGAAAAUAAAUAAAUAAAUAAAAUGGAGUCAAGGGGCCAGAAGAGAGAACUCUCAUGCACUUGACACUCAACACACACUGUAGAACCCAACAAGAAGAGAGGUACCUCGCACCUCCCACAGGAAGUGAUACUACUCACACCCCAGCAGAAGGAAGGAAGGAAUUCCUCCUCACCCAGUGACAGCUCAGCCAAUGAGAGACUUCCGUAACUCAGCCAAUGAAAAGCCACCACACUUUCCCCAGUCUCCUCCAACAGACUCUUCCUUUACAACAGCCCCUCCCAGCUAUAUAAAAGAACCUUUCUCUCCUUUCUUUCUCUGGACUCGCCUGUGAUUCACCAUAGACCAUAUGUCCUGAAUUGUAAUGGUUUGGUGUUCCUGAAUAAACCCAUUCUGCUGGUAAAAUAACUGGCUGUUUAUUUGUUUGAGAUCAACAGUGCUUAAUUCUUUUUACUUAAUUUUUAUUCUUUUUAAAAUUAACAAAUGUUAUUUUUUUAGUAGUUUUACGUUCACAGCAAAAUUGAACCAAAAGUACAGAGUUUCCAUAUCCCCUCCCUCACACAGACUUAAAACCUCCCCCACUAUUAACAUCCCCCACCAAAGAGCAUUUGUCAAAAAUGAGGAGCCUACGUUGACACGACAUUAUCACCAAAGUCCGUAGUUCACAUUAGGGUUCACUCUUGGUGGUGGACGUUCUAUGGGUUUUGACAAAUGUAUAAUAAUAUGCAUCUACCAUUGUAGUACCCUAUAGGGUAUUUUCACUGCCCUAAAAAUGCUCUGUGCUCUUUCUAUUCCCCCUUCCCUCCCCUCUAAUCCCUGGCAACUACUGAUCUUUUUACUGUUUCCAUAAUUUUGUUUUUUCCAUUAUGUCAUACUUGGAAUCAUAAGAUACGUAGCCUUUUCAGAUUGGCUUCUUUCACGUAAUAAUAUGCAUUUAAGUUUCCUUUGUGUCUUUUCAUGGCUUGAUAGCUCGUAGCUUUUUAGUACUGAACAAUACAUCUCUGGAUGUACCAUAGUUUAUUUAUCUGCUCAUCUACUGAAAGACAUCUUGGUUACU
Messenger RNA from Equus quagga, 6234 nucleotides. RefSeq names its product mucin 20, cell surface associated (gene MUC20). The transcript has 4 exons. Gene Ontology annotation, biological process: hepatocyte growth factor receptor signaling pathway. The record is from RefSeq and is a predicted model, not a curated record. Bases 36 to 1637 code for a protein of 533 amino acids. Lineage: Eukaryota; Metazoa; Chordata; Mammalia; Perissodactyla; Equidae.